Ipomoea triloba (trilobed morning glory) is the source of this 1803-nucleotide messenger RNA. Its product is annotated as protein SIEVE ELEMENT OCCLUSION B-like. The record is from RefSeq and is a predicted model, not a curated record. Gene Ontology annotation, biological process: phloem development. The transcript has 8 exons. Bases 1 to 1803 code for a protein of 600 amino acids. Lineage: Eukaryota; Viridiplantae; Streptophyta; Magnoliopsida; Solanales; Convolvulaceae.
AUGGAGAAGUUGCAUAUUGACGACAAUGCUAUCAUAGAGCUUGUUUCUGCAUCUCACAAUCCAGAUGGUACAGAUUUUGACAUCAAUGUUGCUCUCAGUGUAGCAGAGACUAUUCUCGAUUUUGAAACGAUAGCGUCCGAGUGGUUAAGCAAUAUAGAUGGACACCUUAUCACAAUAUGUUUAUUGAGCAAACUGUCAUCGUAUCCAUGGGAGGCAAAGUUGGUGCUUAUGCUUAUAGCUUUCUCCAUUAGCUAUGGUAAACUCAACAUUAUUUCUCGAUUAGGCUAUAAGAAAGGGUUGACAAAGCAGUUGACAUUCGUCACACAAGCCACCAAUCCAACAGCAACCUCUUAUAAGCAAAAUCCAUUUAAUGAUUCGAUCAAGCAUGCCUUAGACCUCACUAGAUGCAUUGUUGAGCUCAAACAAUCAGCAUCUUACUCUUUGCCACAACCAGUCAUUUCAGCCAUGCCAAUUGCUAGCUAUUGGAUUGGUAGGAGUGUUGUUACUAAUGCUACUUAUUGUCCUGGUCUUCUUACCGCGGGUGUCAAGUUUCAAAAUGAACAAGAUGUUAUUACUACCAAAAUCAAAGGCAUACUCGCCACAUGUUGCCCUGCACUAGAAGAGAAAAGGGAAGAGGAAUCAUAUAAAGCAUUACAACAUGCUUUGCUUAACAACUCUUCUACUAAUGUGGAAGUUUUAAAGUUAAUAUUGAACGUUAAUGAUGAUAAUAAGGAUGUAUAUAUUAGGAGGGGCGAGCGGCGGGAGAAAACAAAGUUAAAAUUUUUCAAGCUCAGAAGAAUGCUGCUCAUACUAAUAACAUCAGGUCAUGACAUCUCUGAAGAAAGAAUUUGGGUUCUUAAUUCCUUUUACUCGGCAGCAAGUUUAGAAAUGCUUUGGAUUCCAAUUGUGGAUGAUCAUGAGGCAUGGACAAAUGAACAGUUUGAAAAUUUGGUAGUUAAGAUGCGAUUUUUGUCAAUGGAUGAUCCAAGGAAACAGAUUGCACAAAGAUUCAUUAGAUUCGUCGACCAAAAUUUCUCUUCUACCUUUCACAUUGGAAAGGAGCCCGUCAUCAUUUCACUGGACAAACAAGGAAAGAUCAUUCAUUCAAAUGCAAUGCACAUGAUGCUAAUAUGGGAUCCUCGUAAUAUUGAAGGUCAAUCAAUGAGAAUCCAGCAACGAGACAAUAUAAUCCCAUUUAUCGAAAAAGAGAUGAAAGAAAGGACUCAAGCAUUACUUACGUAUUGUGCUUUCAUUCUUAUUCAGAAAUCUACUUCAAGUAUGUACACAAGUGAAAGAGAAAUUACUCUAUGGCAAAAAGAAAAAGCUUGGAGUCUUGGCCUUUUGCUGGGGAAUAUUGAUGAUAUCAUAAAGUCUUGGAUUAUUCAGGAAAAUCAUAUUUUCUUAUAUGGAGGGAAUGACGCUAAAUGGGUUCUAGAGUUCACUUCUAAAGUAAUGGAAAGCGCAACAAUAAAAGGAUGUGCAUUGUUAAGUAAAGGGCAAAAAGUGAUUGUUAGUGGAUAUGGAGUUAAAAUGUUGAGAGUCAUGAAUGGGUAUCAGAAUUGGACAAAAAGCAUGGCUCCUGAAAGUUUUGGCCAAGCAUUCAAAGAUUACUACCAGAUGAUUUCUUCUUCUUCAUUCAAUAGCCAUCCUUAUUGUGCUCUUGAACAUCCAACCACUUUGAAAGAAACCAUAGAGAAUGAAAAAUGUCCGAGUGCUCCUAUCAUAUGCAAAAGUACGUCACUUUUACAUGUAAACAUGGUGAUAUUUGAUUACAAGGAUGAUGACAAACUUUUUCAUGGCUAG